Messenger RNA from Andrographis paniculata, 1501 nucleotides. RefSeq lists its product as uncharacterized. The coding region runs from base 367 to 1221 and encodes 284 amino acids. Lineage: Eukaryota; Viridiplantae; Streptophyta; Magnoliopsida; Lamiales; Acanthaceae. The record is from RefSeq and is a predicted model, not a curated record. The transcript is spliced from 7 exons.
GUAUAAACAAAAAUAAAAUAAAAAUUGACUGUCCAAUUAGAACCGGACCAACUCGCUGUAUUGGGCCCAAGAAGCACCGGCCCGUUAUCCUUCCACUGCGGAGAGCGGAAGGUGGUCGUUGCUCUGUGAGACCAGCCUGACGCGGUGCCCUUCGCUCUAAGGACCACGGAGUCCAGGCCUUCGCCUGGACCCCGGGGACCAACUCUCCGCUUGGAACGGGCGAGCCGGCAUGAGCAUCCAGGACCCAGCGAGCUGGCUCGGCUCAACGUCCAGUCAACCUGAAGCCCCCGCUUGGGUCACAAGCUCACGCUAACGAGCCCGGCGAACAAGUAUGCUGGUUUCUGUAUAGUCCUGAAUUCACUCACGAUGGGUGUCAUGGGGCUCUGCCCCAAUGCUUGCACUCGGUUACCCAUCAGAGUUAUUCGAUUACAAAGGAGGUUCAAUUUCUUCUUACCGGCGCCGGCGCCGUCGUUAUUUUGGUUAAAGGUUCGUGGAUUUCCAGGAAUAGCGUCAAUUUUCACUCGCGCUGCUUCGUAUGACGCCGUCUCUUCUCCCGACGAUGAAGUUUCCACGUCGACCAUGUGCAAUCAAGCUCCGUUUUCAGGGUUGGAAGAUGUGAUGUUGGGAUACAUAUUUGGUCAGAGAAAGGUCACUGAAGUAGCUCACGCUGUGUGGAAAAAGGUCGUUAGGAAAGGGGAUGUGGUUAUCGACGCCACUUGUGGAAAUGGAUUCGACACACUUGCUAUGCUAAGGCUUGUUGCAGAUGAAAAUAGUUGCAGAGGCCACGUUUACGCCAUGGACGUUCAAAAGGAAGCUUUAGAAAGCACUUCAUUUUUACUGGAUCGAUCAGUCUCUGCUGGUGAGAGGAAACUUGUUGAACUUUACGCCAUGUGUCAUACGAAAAUGGAAGAACUUGUUCAUAUUGGGGAUGUAAUUAGGUUGGUUGCAUUCAAUUUGGGCUACCUGCCCGGAGGCGACAAAACGCUGAAAACUCUGCCCGACACAACAUUACUUGCAUUGGAGGCUGCAACGAGAGUAGUUGCGCCCGGAGGCAGUCUCAUUAGUGUAGUUUGUUAUCUGGGCCAUUCAGGGGGAAGGGAGGAGUUUAAGACAGUGGAAUCGUUUGCAGCUGGCUUACCUAUCGACGGUUGGACGUGCUGCAAGCUCCAGACAGUAAACCGACCGUUGGCGCCGGUUCUUGUUCUCUUAUACAGAAAAUGAGACCAAAAGUUAAUCGUGUGUUGAUCUCUAGAACUGCUCUUGUGAUUAUAACAUUUGUUGCUCUCUAUUAAGUUAAUCAAGUAUAAGACACCUAUAUCGAUUUUCUGCUGUAUUGAAGAUUGUUUUGAGCAGAUUUUUUGAAAUUGAUCAUUAUGGGCUUGUUUAAUUCUUUUGAGCAAAUGACCUAUUUAUUUAUCUAUCACGAGAAUCGUUAGGAUUCUGAAUGUUGUGGACAAGGUUGGACAUGGUUCGGAUAUUUGCAAAUAUACAUACAUUUGGU